AUGCUCAACAUCACAGCUUCAGGUCUUCUAGGACCUGUGGUCGCCCUCAAUGCAUGGACCCUAGUCAUGGAAGUUUGGAUGUACGCAGUCAUCAUUCCAGUCUCCCAGGAGAUCAAGCCCACCCCCGCUACUACAAAGAGUCAACUCGAGGCACAGACACCAGCAAGUGCGCGAUGGAAGAAAGAUAACUUCAAUCAUCUCAUGGAGCAACCUACCCAAUUCUACGCGAUUGCUCUCACAUUGGCUAUCAUUCGGGGAGGUCAAGACGAGGAUCUGGAUGUCUUGCUUGCGUGGCUGUAUAUGGGGACUCGAGUUGUACACUCAUUGGUACAAGUGACGAGUAAUGCUCUGGCAGUCAGAUUCUGCCUCUUCGCAUUCUCUUCAUCCUUGUUGGCUGUCAUGGUUGCCAGAGCUGCCAUGGAACUCUUUUAG
This is a messenger RNA of Penicillium malachiteum, 432 nucleotides long. Its product is annotated as MAPEG family protein. Bases 1 to 432 code for a protein of 143 amino acids. NCBI's taxonomy places the organism in Eukaryota, Fungi, Ascomycota, Eurotiomycetes, Eurotiales, Aspergillaceae. The record is from RefSeq and is a predicted model, not a curated record. The transcript has a single exon. Gene Ontology annotation, cellular component: membrane.